CGAUAAGGUACUAAUCGACAUUAACCCACCUCUAAAGUGCCGACCAUAAACAAAGUUAAUAUCAAAUAAACGCCCAGAGUUCUUCUCUGUUGUUAAGCAAAUAAAGUAACUGUUUAGCAUGUCUCUCUUUCCGGCCUACGGCGGUGGCCAGGCCCCAGCAGCCGGCAGUGCGAAAGAGAUGGCGAAAACAGAUGAAGAGCCGCCAGCAACAAGCGCGAAUUGGAAAAACAACGAGAGUUACAUCCAAAAGCAUAUAGAAGAUGUGGAUAUAGCAACUGAGGAAGCCCAACCAGACAGCUCCGCCAGCAGCGAGGACUCCGAGGAGGAGGCGGACAAGCGGAAGCAAGAGGAUGUCCCCAGGGCCAAGGAAAUAUCCCGCCGUAAACCCCUAGAAUUCGAUGUCAGCGAUGAGUUCUAUGUGGACAAGAAGGGCAACAGCUCCUAUAGAAACAUCAGCACCCUGACAAAGCCCGCGCGACCACGCUUCAAAACCCGGAUGGCACGACUAUGGGAUGAGGAAGACAGGCACCUUGGCUUCUCAAGGGCUCACUCCAAGUUGACCCUGAAGAACAGUCGCUACAUCAGAAAGCAGCUGCCCGUUGAAACACUCAGCGAUGAGGAGGUGUCCAGGCUGCGGGAGGAGCUCACCCGCAGCAAAGUGCUCGUCCAGCGGGAACCCGAGGUGCUGGACCACUGGCUGGAGCUGCACCGCCUGCUGAAUCUCAAUUUGGACAAGGCCAAUCGACUGGCGGUGGCGGAGCAUCAGCUACACACUCUGGAAACGGCUUUGGAGCACCAUCCGUCCAAUGAACAGAUUCUGCGGCUCUACACGGACGUGGCCAAUGCCACAUAUCAGGCUAGCGAGGUCGCUGCACGCUUAGAGAAAAUGCUGAAGAAAAACCCCUUCGAGUACAUUCUGUGGACAAACCUAAUAAUGGUCACCCAAGGCAACAUGGCGCGUUGCAACGUGCCAGCGGUGCUCCAGAUUUACGCGUACAGCAUGCGCCGAAUGCAAGUGGGACACACUGAUGAAAUAACCCGCAGAUUCGAGACGACGGAGACGGAUGUGAUAAUGCUGAAAUUGUUUCACAAUUGCUUACUAUUUCUACGCCAAUCUGGCUAUAUUAACAGGAUGUUUUCCUUGAUCCGCUUGUCCAUGGAUCUGAAUUUCCCAGGCCUGUCGCUGGACUGCCUAGAGGCAUGUGCCGAAAAUGAAAAACCAUUGAUUGAGUUCGAGGAAAUGGUGCUGCGUUCGGGAAUGCCGAUGCCCGAGAUCUGGUCGCGAGUGGAGAAACUCAGGCAGGCGUACAGCUACCUGCCGUUUCCACUCUUAACGUGCGAGGCGAUUGAUGACUUCCGAUUCCGAGAUGGGCUGGAUUCCGAACGAUGCGUGUUCAGCGACGAUGUUGUCCCAUUUGCACACGCACUCAAGUCACCAGACAAUCGCUUGCACCUGCUGCUUGUGGUUGUUCAACUAACGAAAAUGCCCCUGAUUCGGAGCUCUUGUUUGGCGGACAAAUUAAAUCCUUGCAUUGAUGAGUUCGGCGAGUCUGAGGCCAUUGAAAUGCUCUUCGCUGUCCUGACAGAUAGGCACUCCUAUGCGCUGCCUUUCUCGCACUAUGCACACUUUUAUGCGCCCAUGAUCAACUUGGUCAAGGGCUUGUCCGUGACUCCCAGCUUCAUACCGCACUUUGUGGGCCAUGAAGUGUAUGCGGAUACCGUCAGCAAAUUGCUACUCAAAUGCAGCGAAGCCUUUAGCGGCGAGGAGACCAAGCGACGGGUGUUCCUGAUUCUGUGGUUUCGAUUCCAACGGCUCUUAAUAGUGCUGCACAAGCUCAUGGGCAAGCUAACGAAAUCUUAUUUGAAGGAUACACGCAGCCGGAUUCGCGACCAAGUGAGUUUGCCAGAGAAUCGGGAUAUUAUACGUUUCUAUACGGAGCUGGCCUUGUGCGAAUUCGAGGCUCAGGAUAAAAACGACAAUGACGGACGGAACUUUUCCGUAUUUUGGAAGAUCAUCUCCGAGAAAUCGUCUGAAUCGAGCCGCAUCAGUUGCACGGACAUGAUGCAUCUCUAUUUGGUUUGUGCUGAGUUGCUUAUACAAAAUGGUCUUAAGGACAGGGCCAUCCAAGUGCUCAUUUCACUGUGUCUGGAAACACAUGCCACUUUAGACGAGACACCUAGCAACUCCAAGCAACUGAUUGUGAAAAGCAUGAAGAGCGGAAUGAAGCUGGUGAAGGCGGAACUGGAAGCCCUCGAUUCACAGCCGGCUGAGAUGGCUUUGGAGGAGUACUUCCUGCCCAACAAACUGCUCAUCUUGUUGCGCGUUCUCUGUUUAAUCGACAUAUUGCAUAACCCCCAGAAUCUGGAGAUUAGAAAUUUUCUCAAUGAGCUGCAGCGGAACCAACUUGGCCCCGAGGCAGCCAAGGCCAACGAAAGAAGGCGUUUCCUUAGGGAGCAAGUCAUGGAAAUGCAGAUGCUACAGCUGCAGUUGUGCAUUUCACUAUCUGAUUAUGAUAUGUACUACGGAUUUACUAACAGGAGGCUGGAGGAACUGCUGGAACGUGGACUCGACGAAUUUCCACGAAAUAUGGUCUUUCUACAGCACUGGGCCAGCCUUAAAACGAUAUUGUGGUACAAGCAGCGUGGCUGCCUUAUACGCGCCAAAGCCGGUAUCGCUUCACUAGCGCACCUGGUCAUUGCUGCUUACAGUCGCUUUGGGAGCAUAGAAGACAGCGAUGCUUUUUCGAGUGACGCACUACAGGUGGCGGCGCGCAAUCGUUUACUCAGCUUGUUUGAGACUUUCCUCCCGACCAAUUUAAAUCGCUCGGAGAUCGAGGAGCAGCAGUAUCGCGUUUUGCGCAGAAACUCCAUCUUUUGGCGCCUGUACAUGACGUGCCUAUCCGAGGCGAAUGCCGCUUUUCACCGCUGCAAGGAUGUCCUGCUGAUGGCGAUUGACGAGUGUCCCUGGGACAAGGCCUUACUAAUGACGGGCGGCAUGAUUUUGCCGAAUGAACAGUCAUUCCUACAUGACCUGAUGACCGAAAAGCAUAUGCGCAUUUUCGCUGUGCCCGAGGAACUGGAAAUCUUGCGGGACCAGUGAGUCUCGUCGGUUAAACUUCUCAAUUGUUUGAUGUUAUUUACCAUUCGAGCAACUCGAUAAGCAAGCUCUUUAAAUAUAUUUUUUUUUAUCCCAAUUACAGAGCUGAAGUUUGCUUUGACGAAAUUAUGAUAAGCUGUUUGAAAUAAUGUACGCAUAUGCAUACCUUACUUUAUAAAUCUUAAACCUUUUAAUUGCUUAUCAGAAUUGGAGCAUUAACAAAUUCGAUAAUUCGCCAUCCGAUUAUGUCAAAAAAUUCCACUACUUUAUAGCCGUUGCUGCGCGGAGUACCCAAUCGCAUAUCAAAUGUCCAACUCCAUCUUCUGGCCAAUCCGCUCCCAGAAUUUAGCGUUUUCCUGUGUUUAUUUUUUUGAAUUUGUUAUCGCAAGAUAACCGAAGAAAACUUAUAAGGCAAAACAGCGCCGAAAGAAGCCCUGAGGUCGCAAUUGUAGCACCUUUGUUACUGAAAAUAACGUAUAUUGUAAAUAGUUGUUAGGUCUGUUUAGCAAACGCUUAGAUCAGUUAAGAAUGUAUUUUAAGAUGUUUUCUACAUUUUAGUUAAAUUAUUAUUGAAAUGUGUUGUCUUAAUAACACACUUGUUAAGACACUUAGAUGUAAUUUGUACAGCCUAAGGGUUUUUGUAACUCUUCAUAUUAAACGACAUCAGUGAUAUUAACGGUUAAA
Drosophila erecta is the source of this 3781-nucleotide messenger RNA. Its product is annotated as protein NRDE2 homolog. The record is from RefSeq and is a predicted model, not a curated record. Gene Ontology annotation, cellular component: catalytic step 2 spliceosome. The coding region runs from base 119 to 3100 and encodes 993 amino acids. NCBI's taxonomy places the organism in Eukaryota, Metazoa, Arthropoda, Insecta, Diptera, Drosophilidae. Gene Ontology annotation, biological process: regulatory ncRNA-mediated post-transcriptional gene silencing; negative regulation of RNA catabolic process. The transcript is spliced from 2 exons.